AUGCGUCCCUUCACCUUCGCCUCAUUGUUUCUAGUUCCUGGGCCGAUUUUCGGUGUCUACUCGACCGCACUCAAAACGGUUCGAGGCAAAACGCCAGCUUAUCCACAUGAUCCUAAUACCACCAAGUACUGUGCUUAUUGGUGGGACAAUGAGGGGAGCAUCCCUUGCACGCUGAUGCCUGACACCUGGAGCAUCUUACUGGGAGACUUCUUGAGAUGGAAUCCCUCCAUCACACCUACUUGCGAGAAUUUUGUCACGGGAAAGAGUUACUGUGUUGAAGCUUCUGGCGAGGUCACCAUAACCUUAGCCUCUCCGCCCUCGAUCGGGACCACGACAAGUCCGGCGACCACUGGCAUGGCCACAAACUGCAACAGGUUUCACUUCGUCCAAAAGGACCAGACGUGUACAGACAUUGCGGCUCUCUAUUCCAUCACGACGGCGCAGUUCAUCCAAUACAACCCUGCCGUGAGGGCCGAGUACACUGGUCUCUGGGCUUCCAUACCCGGAAUGGUCGACUACUGCAACAAGUUCUACUAUGUCAAGCCUGGCGACACUUGCGACAGCAUCGCCUUCUGGAACGGUGUCCCAGGAACCCAGUGGGUCAAGCUCUGGAACAACCUGGCUAAAGACUGCCGAUCGUUGCAAGCGGAUACCUACGCUUGCAUCGGCGUCAUUGGAGGCACACCGACCCCAACAACUACCACGCGGGGCAAUGGCAUCGUCACACCGACGCCGACACAGUCUGGGAUGGUAAAUAACUGCAAGAGAUUCACCUAUGUCAGAGCCGGUGAUACAUGCGACAGCAUCGCCUCCGGGAACGGUGUUUCCACUGCGAACUUCAUCCUGUAGAACUCGUGUGUUGGGGGGCAAGCGUGCCGUAAUCUGCAGGCGAACACGUAUGUCUGUGUGGGCAUCUAACAUCAGCCAUGUGAUGACGAGAAGCUGGCUGUCAAGUGGAGAAGUAUCAUUCCUGGGACUUUUGUAACCGCCUACUACUAGUAUUCAUAGUGUUGUCAAUCUUGUUUCCGUCACAGCCAUUGUUGUGUAACUUGUGUUCCGGGGGGAAGCACUAUGGAAUAGUAAGGAUUCAUUAUUGCGAAGCACUGCUACUAGUAGCAAUGCCCUCAUAAGAAAACUGAAAGGUACCAAGGGGAAUUCGGAAGGUUUGACAGUUUGCGG
This is a messenger RNA of Chaetomium strumarium, 1179 nucleotides long. Its product is annotated as LysM domain-containing protein. NCBI's taxonomy places the organism in Eukaryota, Fungi, Ascomycota, Sordariomycetes, Sordariales, Chaetomiaceae. The record is from RefSeq and is a predicted model, not a curated record. The transcript is spliced from 4 exons. Bases 1 to 849 code for a protein of 282 amino acids.